Molecule: messenger RNA, 1986 nt
Organism: Linum trigynum
Lineage: Eukaryota; Viridiplantae; Streptophyta; Magnoliopsida; Malpighiales; Linaceae
Source: the annotation of a GenBank genome assembly
AUGUCUAGGGUUUCAAGGUUUCAGUUGUUGGGGAUACUGUGGCUUUUCGCAUGGAUGGUGGGAACAGAGGCUGACUCCCCGAAAUACAAAGAUCCGAAGCAACCAGUGGGAGUUCGGAUCAAGGACCUAUUGAGUCGAAUGACACUAGAGGAAAAGAUUGGUCAGAUAGCCCAACUUGACAGAUUAUCAGCUACCCCUGAGAUAAUGCGGACCUACUCCAUUGGUAGUGUCUUGAGUGGUGGGGGGAGUGCACCACUUCCUGAUGCUUCAGCUAAGGAUUGGAUUGAUAUGAUAAAUGGGUUUCAGAAAGGAUCUAUGUCCAGUCGUUUAGGGAUUCCCAUGAUUUAUGGUAUCGAUGCUGUUCACGGACACAACAAUGUGUAUAAUGCCACCAUAUUCCCUCAUAAUGUAGGGCUUGGAGCCACCAGGGACCCAGACUUGGUGAAGAGAAUUGGUGCUGCAACUGCUCUUGAAGCUAGAGCCACAGGAAUUCCUUACGUUUUUGCUCCAUGCAUAGCGGUUUGUAGAGACCCAAGGUGGGGUCGGUGUUAUGAGAGCUACAGCGAGGAUCCCAAAGUUGUUAGAGAAAUGACUGAAAUCAUACCUGGGUUACAAGGAGAUAUGCCUUCUAAUUCUCGGAAAGGAGUUCCUUAUGUCAUUCCGAAGAAUAAAGUUGCAGCUUGCGCUAAGCAUUUUGUGGGAGAUGGCGGAACAACCAAGGGCAUCAAUGAAAACAAUACUGUAAUAGACAGGCAUGGACUGUUGAGCAUUCACAUGCCUGCCUAUGAUGACUCUGUGAUCAAAGGCGUAUCAACUGUCAUGGUAUCUUACUCCAGCUGGAAUGGGGAAAAGAUGCAUGCUAACCGCGAGCUAGUAAUGGGCUUCCUCAAGGGUACCCUUAAGUUUAAGGGGUUUGUUAUCUCAGAUUGGCAAGGUAUAGACAAGAUUACCUCAAACCCGCACGCAAACUACACAUACUCUGUGCAAGCAGGGAUUCUAGCUGGCAUUGAUAUGGUCAUGGUUCCGUACAACCAUACAGAGUUCAUUGAUGAUCUUACUCUCUUGGUAAAGAAAAAUGUCAUUCCAAUGGAUCGCAUUGAUGAUGCUGUUGGAAGGAUUUUGCUGGUUAAGUUCAAUCUGGGACUAUUUGAAAACCCUAUGGCUGACCUGAGCUUUGUCAAUGAACUUGGAAACCAGGCACAUCGUGACUUGGCAAGGGAAGCUGUGAGGAAAUCACUUGUGCUGUUGAAGAAUGGGAAAAAUGGGACUCAACCAUUGCUACCCCUUCCCAAGAAGGCUUCAAGAAUUCUAGUUGCGGGCACCCAUGCCGAUAAUUUGGGCUAUCAAUGUGGUGGAUGGACGAUUAAUUGGCAAGGAUUUAGUGGGAACAAUGAUACAAGAGGAACGACGAUCCUUGCUGCCAUAAGUGCCACGGUUGAUCCAAAAACAGAUGUUGUCUUCCAAGAGGACCCGACCAAGCAAUUUGUGGAGGAGAGCAACUUCAGUUACGCACUUGUAGUUGUUGGUGAGCCACCGUAUGCUGAGACUGCAGGAGACAGCAGUGAUCUGACAAUGAAGUUCCCAGGUCCAAGUAUCAUCAGCAAUGUAUGCGGGGGAUCUGUGAAGUGUGUGGUUGUGGUCAUAUCAGGGAGGCCCAUUGUACUUGAGCCAUACGUGAACUCAAUUGACGCCCUGGUGGCAGCUUGGUUACCUGGCAGCGAAGGGCAGGGAGUGGCAGAUGUGCUGUUUGGGGACUUUGGAUUCAGUGGGAAGCUUCCAAGGACUUGGUUCAAGAGUGUUGAUCAACUGCCAAUGAACCUUGGAGAUGCGCAUUAUGAUCCACUCUUCCCCUUCGACUAUGGGCUCAAGACAGAGGCGUUGAAUGGCUCGGUCGCAAGGUCAACAUCAGAUGGUGCUGAUCGUCGGCCAUGCGCAUUUGCUCUACUGAUUUCCCUAGCUGUCUACUUCUGGCUAUCAAAAGUGUAG